UCUCCUACAUCAGCGUUUGUGACUUUGAGUUCGAGCGUCGUCAUUUGCAGUGUCAGCUUUUGUUUUAGGUUAACGAGAAAUAUUUUUGUAAUCAGUUUCGAAUAUUUCAAGAUAGAAAAUUAAAAAUACCAAAUUUAAACAUUUAGCGUCGUCAUCUCAGUGUAAAAAUGGGCGAUAGUGAUGACGAGUAUGAUAGAAAACGUCGUGAUAAGUUUAGAGGGGAACGCGGUGGAACUGGGGGCAACUCUGAAGGAGGCUAUAGAGGCAGCGAAAGAAGUCGUGAUGACCGAAACAGGGGCAGAGAUGAUUGGCCUGACAGGAGCAGAAGGGAUUAUCGGGAUUAUCGUGCAGGUGCAGCUGUUGGAUCAGGCUCUGGGGGAAGAGGGGGUUAUUCACCACCGCCAGGAAGAGGAGGUGGUGAUGGUCCACCAGUAAAAAGGAUGCGAGGAGACUGGGAUGAUGCAAGACCUAGAUAUGGUAUGCACGAUGGCUAUGGAAGCUAUGGAUGGCCUCAUCAUGAUCAUUAUGGAGGAUAUGUACCACAUAGAGGAGCAGUCUUAGAUUCUCACAUGGGUAAUGUUGGAGGUAAUAUGGCUGCUAACAAUGGUGACACGCAGCCAGCCAUGAUGUCUUUUAAAGCAUUUUUGGCAGCCCAAGAUGAUGCUAUUACUGAUGAUGAUGCAGUAAAAAAAUAUGGAGAAUACAAACUAGAAUUUAGAAGGCAACAGCUCAACGAAUUCUUUGUGGCACAUAAAGAUGAGGAAUGGUUCAAAAUCAAAUACCAUCCUGAAGAAUCUUUAAAGAGACGUGAAGAACAACUUGCUUCUUUAAAGAAUCGUCUUAAUGUGUUUUUAGAACUCCUGGAAGGAGGGGUGAUUGAAUCUGUAAGUGUGGAUUCUGAUCAAUCCGAUAAGAUAAUUAGAUUACUUGACACUGUUGUUAUCAAACUUGAGGGUGGCACCGACGAAGAUUUAAAGGUGUUGGACGAGGAUACUUCUUCAGCUCCAAAUGCUGCUACAGAUAAACCUGAGGCUGAUACUAAAAACCCCACUGAAAGUGUAGAUAAAAAUGUAAAAGAAGAAAAAGUUGGAAGCGAUGAAAAUGAAGGAUCUGAAGAACUAAAACUCAAUGAUUUUUCUAAAACAUCAGAUGAAACAAAGUCACCUGACGCGGGCCAAAAAGAUGAGGGUGAAGAGCUCGAUGGAUCCAAAAAAGAUUCUGAUCAGCAGAGUGAAAAGGAACACACAAAACAAGAAAAUAAAUCAAAAGGAAAUAAAAAACGCAAGCGAAAUUUUUCAUCUGGUACUGAUGGGGAAAAUGGUGAUAGUUCGGCUAGUGAGUCCAGCAGUGAUUCCGAUUCAGAUGAUGCUCAUAAAAAUGACAAUGACAAUGACGAAAGCACUAAGUCUCAGAAUAAGUCUGAUAAAGAAGAUGAUCAGAAUGAUGAAAAUAAAUCCUCAAAAGAUGAUUCAAAUGAAAAAAAUGAUGAAACUAAAGUUGAGAAAGAAGUUGAAACAAUGGAGAUAGAAGAAAGCAAAUCAGAUGAAACUGAGAAAAAGGAGCCUCCUCCAAGAGCUGCUUUACACAAAACCACAUCAAUUUUUCUCAGGAAUUUGUCACCGACUAUCACAAAACAAGAAGUUGAGGCUAUGUGUAAGCGUUAUCAAGGGUAUUUACGCGUUGCUAUUGCUGAUCCAUUGCAAGAGCGAAGAUGGUAUAGAAGGGGUUGGUUAACAUUCCGAAGAGAAGUAAAUAUUAAGGAUAUUUGUUGGAAUCUCAACAAUAUCAGGUUGCGUGAAUGUGAACUCGGUGCAAUUGUGAAUCGUGACUUAUCUCGGAGAGUUAGAGCGGUCAGUGGUCUCACUGCACACAAACAAGUUGUCAGGUCUGAUAUAAAACUUUGUGCAAGAAUUGCUCAUAAUCUGGACAAUAAAGCUGGCUUAUGGAAAGAUGAAAAUGAUCCUAAAGAGACACCAGAAGAUAAUUCAUUUGGCCUGGUAUCAAAAAAUCCAGUAUUGCAAAAUAUUACUGACUACUUGAUAGAGGAAGCAUCAGCAGAGGAGGAUGAAUUAUUAGGUUUAACAAAUACAUCAGAGACCGAUAGUGCCAAUGCUAAUACAACUGAAGGUUCUUCUGAAAAAGGUGAAAACCAGACUAACACUUCUGAAAAUGCUGAAACUCCAACUGAAACAGUGGUAGACACAAUUGACAGAGAUCCACAAUUGACAAGAGUGCUCGAUAAAUUAAUUUUAUAUUUACGAGUGGUGCAUUCUGUAGAUUUUUAUAAUCAUUGCGAAUACCCUUAUGAAGAUGAAAUGCCAAAUAGAUGUGGAAUCAUUCAUGCUCGAGGUCCAGCUCCAGCUAAUAAAGUGUCGCAAAAUGAUUUGUUAGAUUAUAUUAGAUUAUUUGAAAAUAAGAUGUCCACUUUCUUGCAACCACACCAAACUUUAGAUGCUGAAGAACUUGCAAAACUAGGAUCUAAAGAUUCAGAUGGAGAAGUUGAAAAAUUUGUUCAAGCAAACACCCAAGAAUUGUCAAAGGACAAAUGGUUAUGUCCAUUGUCAGGGAAAAAGUUUAAAGGUCCUGAUUUCAUAAGAAAACAUAUUUUUAAUAAACAUGCAGAAAAGGUAGAAGAAGUCAGGAAAGAAGUUGAAUAUUUUAAUAAUUACUUAAAAGAUCCUAAGAGACCGCAGCUGCCCGAGCAUGCUGGAAAUGCUCAACAGCGAAGAAUGGAGAAUAUGGUUCACCACCCUUAUGGUAGUUACGGAGGAGGUGUAGGGGGCGCAAUGUAUGGUGGUCGUGGAGGUGGCUAUGGUGGCGGACCACCUCCACAUUCUGGAUAUGGUGUAUGGAACCAUGGAGGCGGUAGGCCAAUACGCGGUGGUUUUAAUAGAGGACGGGAACCACCAAAUACUGAUUCAAGAAGAGCAAUUGUUGCAUACAACGAUUUAGAUUGUCCAGAUGGUUAUGACUAUUUCUAAAAUUUCUGUAAUAUAAAUUUUUUUAAUGACAGAAAAAUCAGUGUAGCCGGCAAAACUCUGAACUUACAAAGCUCAUUUAAAAUAUUAUAUAUAAAUAAAUUUAGAACUUUUAGCAAACAAUUCUGUAUUAAA
Ctenocephalides felis (cat flea) is the source of this 3113-nucleotide messenger RNA. Its product is annotated as serrate RNA effector molecule homolog. Gene Ontology annotation, cellular component: nuclear body. Lineage: Eukaryota; Metazoa; Arthropoda; Insecta; Siphonaptera; Pulicidae. The coding region runs from base 168 to 2981 and encodes 937 amino acids. Gene Ontology annotation, molecular function: nucleic acid binding. Gene Ontology annotation, biological process: primary miRNA processing; mRNA processing. The transcript is spliced from 18 exons. The record is from RefSeq and is a predicted model, not a curated record.